This is a messenger RNA of Xiphophorus hellerii (green swordtail), 597 nucleotides long. RefSeq names its product lysosomal-associated transmembrane protein 4B-like. The record is from RefSeq and is a predicted model, not a curated record. Bases 175 to 582 code for a protein of 135 amino acids. Gene Ontology annotation, cellular component: lysosomal membrane. Lineage: Eukaryota; Metazoa; Chordata; Actinopteri; Cyprinodontiformes; Poeciliidae. The transcript is spliced from 2 exons.
CUUGACGCGGCGGCGCGUUUAUAAUCCGCUCGAGCGACGAGUAAACAACCGAAAGACCAACAGCGGAUGAUUCUCGUCAUUUCUCGGCGAGACUCGGCGCUCGGCGGACGUGGCUCGGACGACGAGGCGACUGCUUUCCUUCCCAACCCGACCCGUCACCGACCCUGCGUGUAAAUGUUCACAGACAAGAUGAUGAUGUCCCCGUGGGACCGCUGGUACUCCACAAGCUGCUGCCUGUGCUGCCAUGUCCGCACAGGAACCAUCAUCCUGGGGGUCUGGUAUAUGCUCAUCAAUGCCGUGGUGUUGCUCAUCCUGCUCACGGCCCUCAGUGAUCCAGAAAAGUAUCAUCUGACCAGUGCCGAGUUGGCCAAUGACCUGGAUGUCAUGGAUGAUGCCAGUAAGUAUCCUAAAAACAAAGUUAUAAGUAGAACUUCACAGUUUGUUUUCCACCCAACACGCUACUAUGCACUACCUGGUCUAUCAUACAAAACCCUGCUGAAAUACAUUGAAGUUUGUUACUGUGACAUAAAAAUAUGGGAAAAUUUAAGGGGUAUUAAUAUUGCUGCAAGGCACUAUAUCUAGUACGCCUUUGGUACU